AUGUUCUUGUUGACCACCGGCCAUAUGUUGCCGCCCACAUCGCUGCAUUUCGGGUCGCUGUUCGCAGAGACUCGACCUGAUCCGGAGCAGGUGCUUUCUCGUGCGCUAGAACUGGCGACGGAGAUUGCGGAGAAUGUUAGUCUGUUAGCAUGGCAUCUGAAUCAUGCGUUGAUGUGGCGGAAUCCCGGGACUGCGGAAGGAACUCAUAUUGUUGAUUCAACGGUGAUCUAUCAUAUGUUUGAUGGGAGGGACAUGGAAGAAGGGACCAGGUCUUUUCUAGAGAAGCGAAAGCCACAUUUCACGGCAACCUUGGAGGACGCGCCACCGAAUUACCCGUGGUGGACUGAAAUUGACACAGGCCGGAGAGUCCGGGCCUCAAAGCUGUAA
Molecule: messenger RNA, 387 nt
Organism: Aspergillus oryzae RIB40
Lineage: Eukaryota; Fungi; Ascomycota; Eurotiomycetes; Eurotiales; Aspergillaceae
Exons: 2
Coding region: 1-387 (128 amino acids)
Source: RefSeq, a predicted model, not a curated record